AUGGCUUAUCACUUUGAUGGCCGGCAAUCGGUUGUGAUAAGGCCUCGAAUAGAAUGGCACCUGAAACCAAUAUCAACUAGUCAUCAUGAACGACCGGCCAAGAUGAGACCUCACCGAGAAAACCCCCAAGAACUAAGGUGCUAUCCAGACAUUGCCGAUUAUAAAGUUGUAUUGUAUUCUGCUU
Messenger RNA from Dovyalis caffra, 184 nucleotides. The record is from the annotation of a GenBank genome assembly. Lineage: Eukaryota; Viridiplantae; Streptophyta; Magnoliopsida; Malpighiales; Salicaceae.